CCUCAGCGGAGGGCACGGACGGCAGCGGGAUCUGAGGCGCCGCGCGGACAUGUCGGCGGAGCGCGCCCGGAGAUUAUACCUUCAGUAAAGCUCUGUGGAAGAUAGAUGUGUGUGCUGCAAUGGUGACAUAAAUAUUUCAGAAGACUGGAACAAAUUGUUGAGAAUCUGUGUUUGAUUUUCAUGCUGCUGAGAGCUAUCUAAGGCAAGUAAACACCAUGAGUUUUAUCCUGAAACUUCACAGACAUUUUCAAAGAACAGUAAUUUUGCUGGCCACUUUUUGUAUGGUGAGCAUAGUUAUUUCUGCCUACUACUUGUAUAAUGGCUACAAACAGGAAAAUGAACUUCCUGAAACCUCUUCAGAAGUGGAAUGUGGUGAUCCUCAAGCAUUGCCAUACAAGCUGAUGGAGAUGAAGACCACGAAGCCUGUGGAUCCCCUGAGGACAGACCUUGUAGUGCUGGUGUUUGUGGAAAGCCAGUACUCAACGUUAGGCCAAGAUAUAAUAACCAUUCUGGAAUCGAGCAGGUUUCAGUUUCACAUUGAGAUUGCAUCUGGGAAAGGUGACCUCCCAGUGCUUAUAGACAGAAACAAAGGCAAAUACGCUCUCAUAGUGUAUGAAAAUAUUCUAAAGUACGUGAACAUGGACUCCUGGAACAGAGGCCUUCUAGAUAAGUACUGUAUAGAAUAUGGUGUAGGUGUGAUUGGAUUUCACAGAGGCACUGAGAACAGCUUGCAGAGCUUUCAGUUGAAGGGUUUUCCUUUCCAUGUCCACAGCAAUCUGGGUAUUAAGGACUGUUGCAUUAACCCUCAUUCCCCACUCCUCCAUGUGACUAAACCUUCUAAGCUUGAGAAAGGGCCCUUGCUUGGAAAUGACUGGGCCGUUUUCCAGAUUAAUCACACAGCUUAUCAACCAGUGAUAUUUGCAAAAGUAAAGACACCAGAAAACCUUUCUCCACCUGCUGCUAUAAGUGCUCUCUAUGCCACGGUAAUUCAUGACUUGGGGCUCCACGAUGGGAUUCAACGAGUCCUUUUCGGCAAUAACUUGAAUUUUUGGCUGCACAAGCUGAUUUUCAUAGAUGCCAUCUCUUUCCUGUCUGGAAAGAAGCUCACACUGUCCUUGGAUAGGUACAUUCUGGUUGACAUAGAUGAUAUCUUCGUUGGCAAGGAUGGAACAAGGAUGAACACCAACGAUGUACAGGCCCUGCUUGAUACUCAGAAUCUUUUGAGAGCCCAGAUUACAAAUUUUACUUUCAACCUGGGAUUUUCAGGAAAAUUCUAUCACACAGGGACUGAGGAGGAGGAUGAGGGUGAUGAUCUGCUGCUGAGAUCUGUGGAUGAGUUCUGGUGGUUUCCCCACAUGUGGAGUCACAUGCAGCCACACCUCUUCCACAACGAGUCCUCACUCGUGGAGCAGAUGAUCCUCAACAAAAAAUUUGCCUUAGAACACGGUAUUCCAACUGACUUGGGCUAUGCAGUGGCUCCACACCACUCAGGAGUCUAUCCAGUACAUGUUCAACUUUAUGAUGCCUGGAAAAAGGUUUGGAACAUCAGAGUAACCAGCACAGAAGAAUACCCACAUCUGAAACCUGCAAGGUAUAGACGAGGCUUCAUCCACAAAAACAUCAUGGUGCUUCCUAGGCAAACUUGUGGCUUAUUCACCCACACCAUUUUCUAUAAAGAGUAUCCUGGAGGUCCAAAGGAAUUAGACAAAAGUAUUCAAGGAGGAGAGCUGUUCUUCACAGUAGUUCUCAAUCCAAUCAGCAUCUUCAUGACACACUUGUCUAACUACGGCAACGACCGCCUGGGCUUGUACACCUUCGUGAAUCUGGCCAACUUCGUUCAUACCUGGACAAACCUGAAACUGCAAACCCUUCCCCCGGUCCAGCUGGCUCACAAGUAUUUUGAGCUAUUCCCUGAGCAGAAGGACCCUCUCUGGCAGAACCCCUGUGAUGACAAACGGCACAGAGAUAUCUGGUCUAAGGAAAAAACCUGUGAUCGCUUACCAAAAUUCUUGGUUGUAGGACCCCAGAAAACUGGUACUACAGCCUUGUAUUUGUUCCUGAUCAUGCAUCCUUCCAUCAUUAGUAACUCCCCCAGCCCAAAAACCUUUGAGGAGGUACAGUUCUUUAAUAGAAAUAACUACCACAGGGGGAUUGAUUGGUACAUGGAUUUUUUUCCCACUCCUUCUAAUGUCACCACUGACUUCCUCUUUGAGAAAAGUGCCAACUACUUCCAUUCUGAGGAAGCUCCCAAGAGAGCUGCUUCCCUCAUCCCCAAGGCCAAGAUCAUCACCAUCCUCAUCGACCCGUCCGACCGUGCCUAUUCCUGGUACCAGCAUCAGCGAUCGCACGAAGACCCCGCGGCUCUGAAAUUCACCUUCUAUCAGGUGAUCACAGCUGGCCCUCGAGCUCCCUCUGAGCUCAGAGCUCUCCAGAAGAGAUGCCUGGCACCUGGCUGGUAUGCUACCCACAUUGAAAGAUGGCUCACUUAUUUCCCACCUUACCAGUUGCUAAUUAUUGAUGGACAGCAGCUGAGGACUGACCCGUCUACCGUAAUGGAUGAAGUACAGAAGUUUCUGGGAGUCUCUCCUCAUUAUAAUUACUCUGAAGCCCUAACGUUCGAUUCACAUAAAGGAUUCUGGUGUCAGCUCUUGGAAGAAGGGAAAACCAAGUGUCUUGGAAAGAGCAAAGGCAGAAAAUACCCUCCCAUGGAUUCUGAGUGCAGGGCCUUUCUGUCGAGCUACUACAGAGAUCACAAUGUGGAACUGUCCAAACUCCUCCACAAACUGGGACAACCCCUGCCAUCGUGGCUGAGACAGGAGCUACAGAAAGUGAGAUAGCAUUGGAAAAGAGAUUUUUGAAAUCUCCCUCCACACCUGAGUCGUCAUAGCUGAACUUUCCAGCAGCUACCAGAAGGUCUUGUAAGAUAUACCUCUUCAAAAAAGUGUAAAGGAUAGAAAUUAUUUCCAUAUGCUGGCAUGUGGAUUGUAAAAAUACCUGUGUUCCUUAGAGCUCUGGUGGGCCAAAUCUUUCUCAUAAACAUUUCUGGGCCUGUGGACUUGUGGACUACUGUGCACAUAUGUGGAAGUUAUUUACAGCUGGUAUAAGCGUCAGAGAUACAUGACCUGUCCAAUUCCAUGGUAAAUACUCACAUUUUUAUAUAUCAGUUGUAAAGUAUUGUGUCUCAUGUAGGUUUUGUAGCCCUUUGUUGGACCACUGGCAGUUUUUCUUAGGAUUUGAUUCUUGUGUUGCAUAGGAUAACUUAAUGCAGCACAAAAUGCCCAGAGUACUUCUGCCUUUGGAAUCAGCUUGCUAAUGCCCAAAGUGUGAGCAAGCACAGGGGAGCAGUGCAGUUAUCAUGUGUCAUUCAGCUGUG
This is a messenger RNA of Sturnus vulgaris (Common starling), 3373 nucleotides long. Its product is annotated as bifunctional heparan sulfate N-deacetylase/N-sulfotransferase 3. Lineage: Eukaryota; Metazoa; Chordata; Aves; Passeriformes; Sturnidae. Gene Ontology annotation, cellular component: Golgi apparatus. Gene Ontology annotation, molecular function: hydrolase activity; heparan sulfate N-sulfotransferase activity; deacetylase activity. The record is from RefSeq and is a predicted model, not a curated record.